This is a messenger RNA of Nicotiana tabacum (common tobacco), 1081 nucleotides long. Its product is annotated as 6,7-dimethyl-8-ribityllumazine synthase, chloroplastic. The record is from RefSeq and is a predicted model, not a curated record. Gene Ontology annotation, molecular function: 6,7-dimethyl-8-ribityllumazine synthase activity. Gene Ontology annotation, cellular component: intracellular anatomical structure; riboflavin synthase complex. NCBI's taxonomy places the organism in Eukaryota, Viridiplantae, Streptophyta, Magnoliopsida, Solanales, Solanaceae. Gene Ontology annotation, biological process: riboflavin biosynthetic process.
AUUUUUUUUUUUAACUAUUUUUUUUUUUUUUUGAACUAUAGUGGCUCACAUGAAUUUGGUACUAUAACAAAUUCAUUUGAGCGUCAACUCGACUUAAAAUUCUGUAGUAGUAAGCUCACUUGAAGUCAUCAAUUGCAUUAGUUUUCUUUUUCUAUUUCCCUCUUUAAAAUUUUCCACAUCACAGUCCAAAGAGUGAAGAAAAUGGCAAAUACUGCGGCAUUUGGAGAAAUCGGUCUUGUUCCACUUCGUCAAUCAACUUUCAAUCCCUCACAUCGUCCCUUCUUCUCCUUAUCUUUCCAUAACACAGCCAUUUCUUCUUCACCUAAAUUAACUGCUGCUCUCUCUUUCACUCAAUCCCAAGGUUUUGGAUUUGCAAGCAAGGAACAAAAACGUACUGAUUUAGUUCAGACAUCAGCUGUUCGAGAGUUGAGGGGUUCUCUUCUAUCUGCACAGGGACAUCGCUUUGCUAUUGUGGUUUCACGUUUUAACGAUCUGAUCACCAAGAAGCUUUUGGAGGGUGCUUUGGACACUUUCAAGAGUUACUCUGUCAGAGAAGAAAACAUUGAUGUUGUAUGGGUUCCUGGUAGUUUUGAAAUUGGUGUUGUUGCACAGCAACUUGGCAAGUCGCAAAAAUAUCAAUCAAUAUUGUGUAUUGGUGCUGUGAUUAAAGGUGAUACCUCUCACUACGAUGCCGUGGUUAAUGCUACCACAUCUGGAGUACUUUCAGCAGGUUUAAAUUCAGGUACUCCUUGCAUAUUUGGUGUUCUGACAUGUGAUACCUUGGAACAGGCCUUCAAUCGUGCUGGUGGAAAGUCUGGGAAUAAAGGUGCCGAAGCAGCAUUGACAUCUAUUGAAAUGGCAUCUUUGUUCGAGCACCAUUUGAAGCCCUUAGAGUAGGCAAAGAUCCUUGUUUCCAGCAGCUGUAUCAUUUGCAAGAAAAUUGUUGUAAUUCGGAUAUUGUUCUUCUGUUGAACCAGAAUUCUCAAUUGAGAAUUGUUUGCAGGAAUGCCAUUCUUGGACAAAACUGUAAUCUUUCAAUUUUGUAUUUUUGAAUAAUAAUGCCUCUUUUUUUCGGGUUGCC